GAAAAGAGACUGAACCACGAGACACAACAUUAAUUUAAAAAAUCAAAAAUAAAAAAAAAAGUUAAUCCACCUCUUAUAGUAUCAAAUAAAAAGAACAGACCUCUCCAAAAAUGAGAUAGAUAACAAAUUAAACAUGGCUCCUUUGUCUUCUUCUUCUCCCUCCUCUUCUAUGUCCCCUUCUUCCCCUCCUUAUCCUCUGCCCUCUCACCCGUCUCCUCACUUCACUCCUAUUCAAGAAUGUGAAAGAGAAGAACAAGAAGAUGUAUAUAGUGCAACACCGGCGUCAAUUGAUAAGAGAAAGGCUGUAAAGCACCAGCCAACACCUCUUCAUGUCAAAAACGGCAAGCCCAAUAUCAAGAAAGGACAUGCAUCAAGUGAAAAUUGUGGAGAAGAAUUAGAUGGUUCUGUUUCUUGCAACAAGUGCCGUCCACACUCAAGAGAGAAGAUAUCUGUUGUUCCUUUAGACAACAAUGGCUUAAACAAGCACUCAUCAUCUUUUAUUGCGAGUCCUAAUGGACUCUUUAAGUCUAUUUUCUCUUCAUUAACAAGAAAGAGUCCAAAAUCCUUAGAUGUAUCAUCGGCAAGAGAAGAACAAUUGAAAAUUGCAGUAGCUGAGCUUUCCCAUAAGCUUAUUCAAGCAACAAGAAGGAAAGACGAAGCAAUUCUUGAAGCUUCGAAGCUAAAAUAUUCGAUGUCUGAACUUGAAAAAAAGCUUAAUAAGCUGGAAGUUUAUUGCCAUAAUUUGAAAUCUGGCCUUGAUGAGUGUAGCAGCAAUAACUCACCGUAUCGGGCUGCAAAAGGUUUCAAUAUUCAUAUGCAUCAGCAACAACAAAGUAGUAUUAUGGGUGUUGGUGACAAGGUAAUUGAGCAAUUCUUGGUUUCAGUCUCUGAAGCUAGGGCUUCAGUUAGGCUUUUAAGCAGGUCACUUACUACGCAACUAAGACACAUGGGAGUUAGAGUUUUUGAAAGAAUCUCUCUUCUUCUUCAAGCUUAUGAUAUAAAGAUUUCAUUCUCCAAGAAUCCCAAAAGUGUUCUUUUUUAUCUUGAGGCUUUAUUGAAUAAAGCUUUCUUUGAAGAUUUUGAAUCUGUUGGGUUUCAAAAAAGUUCUAUUAAUCAAAUAUUGAACCCCAUUGAUAGAUGUGAAGCAAAUUAUGCAUCUUUUAUUGUCCUAAAAGAGUUGACAUGGGAAGAGGUGUUAAAUAAGGGGACCAGGCAUUUUAGUGAAGAAUUUAGCAAGUUUUGUGAUAGAAAAAUGAAUGAGAUUGUUGGCAUGUUAAGUUGGAAUAGAGCCUGGCCUGAGCCAUUAUUGCAGGCAUUUUUUGGUGCUUCUAAAAGUGUAUGGUUGGUGCACCUUUUGGCUAAUUCAGUGCAUCCUGGUUUGCCAAUAUUUAGAGUGGAUAAGUGGGUAAGGUUUGAUUCUGUUUACAUGGAAGAUAUGGGUGGAGACAGAGCUAAGAAGUUGGUCCCUACCAUGGUUCGGAUCAUGGUUGCACCUGGGUUCUAUGUCUAUGGCAAUGUGGUCAAGAGCAAGGUUCUUUGCAGGUACUAUAGCAAUAAUAAUACUAAUAAUAAUAACAAUAACAAUGUUAGUGAUGAAAAUUGAAAAGGGUUUGACCCUCUCUUUCUUUAGGGUCUUGUCUUUUUAGUUUACUUUGUAACACUUUUGUUGUUAAUGUUACAUGGAAUUGUCAAUUAAGUGAGCAUAAGAUAUGUCUCAUCGGGGUUUUUGAAUUGGGGAUUUUUGGGUCAAAGUAACAAAUUGGCAUUUUGUGAUUA
Messenger RNA from Jatropha curcas, 1776 nucleotides. Its product is annotated as cyclin-dependent kinase-like protein. The record is from RefSeq and is a predicted model, not a curated record. NCBI's taxonomy places the organism in Eukaryota, Viridiplantae, Streptophyta, Magnoliopsida, Malpighiales, Euphorbiaceae.